AUGGAGAAGAUAUCUGAAACUGAGAGGAAUUUAGAGGGCGUGAGAGCCCCAAACCUCAAGAAAGCUCUGAAAGCAAAUACGCAAAGAAGAUUUUGAAAAUAAUCAGUCCAUAUUCCUGAAAUCUGUCAGUCUAUGCGCUGAACGCGUACUCUGAAUUGGAUGAGACUACGGAAAUGCCGAACGGCAAUUCUUUUUAUAUAAUUUAUCAAGCAUAAGAAAAGGAAUCCAACUGAUGUUUAUAGGCAUGGACUGCUCUAAGUACAAAGAAGUUUUAUCAAAAAUGAUUGAAAAAGCAAGAGAUCUGUUUCAAUUUGACCCUUUGGAUAAUAUGGACCAGAAGAAUGCUCAAAACAGAGUUAAAUCGAGGAUUGCAAGCGGAUGUGAUAGCUACGAGAUAGUCUCAACCGGUACUGAAUUAGCUGGCCAAGUGAGAGAAGGGCUUUGUAGUUUUAUCGAUUCUGAUUUCCCACCACAAGACUCGAGUAUUUCCCCAUCUGCAAGUAGACAGCCAAAGGGAAUAGUCUGGCUUAGAGCUCAUGAAUUUAUGGAAGAAACUCCUAAUUUAUUCAAGGAUGAAAUCAAGUUCGAGGAUGUAAAAAUGGGCUGUUUAGCGAUUUGCUACUUCCUCUCUUCAGUUGGGCAGCUUACAAAUAACCCUGACUUUAUAAAAAAUGAACUUUUUGUGACUCAAGAGUACAACAAUGAAGGAAUUUACAUUCUAAGGUUCUUUUGGGACGGAGAGCACAAAAAAGUUAUUGUCGAUAACUAUUUCCCAUGCAGAUUCAGUGAGAAAAAUAAAUUUGAGCCAAUUUAUGCUCAGAAUAACAGCAGUGAACUCUGGGUCAUGCUUCUUGAAAAAGCUUUUGCUAAGCUAAAUGGCUAUUAUGAUGCGCUUAAUGAAGGUUACUUAAGUCAUCAUUUGACUGACUUAACGGGUGCACCUGUUGAGCAAAUAAAGAUCAAAUAAGGACUUUGAAGAUACCAAAGCUGCUGAGCAAUACUAUUCUGGUCUCUUGGAAAGUUUGAAUCAAAAGAGGGCCAAAAGAUAUCUGAUAUUCUCUUCAACUCCUUCAAGAGAUGACAAUGAGUUCCUUGAAGUAAUAGUUCAGUCGAGGCAUGCAUUCGCCAUUUCUCUCACUCCAGAUGGGUUUGUAAUUGUGUAUGACCCAAGCGGAAUCGGAGCUACUUCAGCAUUAUCAGAGUCAAGUCUUUACAGAGAGAAGAAGAACAAAUAUGCCCUUGACCCUGAUGAAGAGACAAAGAUGGCUAGCAGAGAAGCUAUAGAGCAAGGAUUUAAAAUCCAGUUUUGGUGAGGAAAGCUGAACAAAGGCCAAAACUGAUGUUUCUGCUGUGAAUUUAAUCACAUAGUGAUUUGCAGAAUUGGCACACAUUCUGUCACGAGAAGGUUUAAAUCCUAGUUCAUAAAAUCGAGAAGAAUUCUUCCUAAUAAGACCUCAAAAGAUAGAGGGAUUCAUGAUAUCUGGACAUAUGCUAGAGAUUACUAUGCUUUGGACAUUCCAAGGGACAAGACCAAGGUUUGAAUUGGGCUUCAUCAGAAGGAUACCAAGUGUUUCAGUGAUGAUAAAAGCUAUCAUAACUUUGAGACUGAUCUGCAGCUAAUUAUCCUCAAAGUAGCAAGAAGAACAUUUGGAUCGACGUUGAAUUUAAGAAAGGACAUUAUUUGAUCGUACCGAGGACUACUGCAUGCAGGCUUGAAAUCC
Messenger RNA from Moneuplotes crassus, 1721 nucleotides. The record is from the annotation of a GenBank genome assembly. NCBI's taxonomy places the organism in Eukaryota, Ciliophora, Spirotrichea, Euplotida, Euplotidae.